AUGCAUCAAAGGAUGAAAAGCGACAUCAGAUUCGAUUAACUUAAACUUGAUUACUUAUAAGGGAACAGUUCCAAAAUACUAAAAUCAGAGUAGGACUCGACCUAACCUUCAUAAACUUAAAUUUUUUAAGGAAACCUUCUUGAAAAUAAAACAGACAGACAAUUAUCCCCUCUUAUAAAUAGCAAUCGACAAAGGCAUAAGUUAAAACAAUGCCAGUCUCUCGCUCUUGAAAAUGACCCUGAUCUUGAAGAGUUUUCCAUUUGGGGAGAUUUAGAAGAAUUGCCAGUCGGAAAUGCUCAAAGCAACCAUUUAAUUUCUUUUUUGGAAUUAUACAAGUAUCGAUACGAAAAAACAACCAAGAAACCAGUUUCUUGUUACAAUGUAAUUCUGAUGACCAAAAAAUUGAUAAACCGACAUUCAAUAGCUAGGUUAAAAUACUACGGGAUAAACAAAAUAUAAUGGAUAGAUUUUAGGGACUGGAGUAGAUCAGGCAAUCUUAAUUCUUUGUGA
This is a messenger RNA of Paramecium tetraurelia, 510 nucleotides long. RefSeq lists its product as uncharacterized. The record is from RefSeq and is a predicted model, not a curated record. The transcript is spliced from 2 exons. NCBI's taxonomy places the organism in Eukaryota, Ciliophora, Oligohymenophorea, Peniculida, Parameciidae.